UCCCAUGGCAACAGGAAACCUGGGUAUAUAAAGGGCCAUCGGGGGGGGAACCCUCCUAAGUGUCUCUCAGCCGCAGCAUGACCAGGACCGAGAGCCUGAGAGCGUGGACUUAACAAAACAAUGCCCAGCCUAACCGGCGAGCCACUCACCACGCAGCACUUCAUCAUGGACGCAGAUGAGGGGAAGAGAAACAAGAACAUUGGAAAGAACUUCAUGUCCAGACUGCAGUGCAUGUUCUCUCACUCGUCCGGCUCGGAGAGGCUAAGUUUAGAAGAUACCCAACAAUGGUCACAGUCACUGGAAAGGCUUCUGGAGUCUAAAUAUGGACUGGCCACCUUUCGUAACUUCCUCAAAUCUGAGUACAGCGAUGAGAAUAUCGAGUUCUGGCUCACCUGUGAGGACUACAAGAAGAUCAAGUCCUCCUUCAGAAUGUCCUCACGGGCCAAGAAGGUUUACGAGCAGUUCAUCAAAGCAGAAUCUCCAAAAGAGAUCAACAUCGACUAUCACACCCGGGAGCAGAUCAAAAGGAACGUGAAGACUCCCAGCACGCACUGCUUCGACGACGCCCAGAAGAUCGUCUUCGGUCUGAUGGAGAGAGACUCGUACCCACGGUUCCUCCGCUCUGACAUUUAUAGAACUCUCCUGGAAAACCUCGCCGCCGACGCCACGAAGGGAUGAAAGCACAGUCGGGAGAGAGAGAGAGAGAGAAAGAGGGAGAAAGAGAAAGAACGGACAUGAAAACCCAUAACUGGAAUGUUUGAGCUCCUUCCAGAGGAAGAGCUGACAACACAGGAGGAAGGCGAGUGGACCUGGGCGCCACACGGACACGCACAGAGGCCUGGCACCUCGCCGCCGGCACUAGACCCAGACCCAGACCGUGUCCUGUAGUCACAGGGAGGAUCCCCCCCCACUGAGCACCCCAGAAGAAACACAGCCGGCCUCACCACCCUGUAGCGUGCACCGUGCACCGGAGGAUACGUGUGUGUGAUCGUAGGCCAACUGAGCACUUUGUGAACGAGUCAGUGGCGAAUCACUGACCGUGGAGCCGCCUGAGCUCCUUCUCUGCAGAGGUGCUUCCUGUGCAGAUAAAAGAUUGAGGAUGUGAGACUGCGCAGCUGUCGCACUCGUUGCGUGUGUGCGUGUGCGUGUGUGUGUGUGUGUGUAUCUAGUUGUUUGCAUUUAACUGCCACUGACGCACGAUGAGCUGUCACAGAAAGAGUCGGCCGAGGCUCCAGAGACAGAAUCAAACCCACGGCGAUGGGAGGAGACCGGAGUCACAUGUCAUCCUGAGAGAAGCAGGAGGCCACAGAGUUCUGCACAAGGCAUUCUGGGAAACUUCAAGAGGAUAUAUUUUUCUACAUCGGACUGAUGUGAGGUUUUAAAAACUGACGCUGAAGUUUUUCUUUUAGUCUUAAGCUUCCUGUGGGCGACAUCUUUCGGCAAAUAAUGUAAUAUCUUUAAGGUGGCAGUAUUCAAACAACAAACGUACAUAAAUAGUUAAUUUAGAGCAAAUUAUAUUUUUUAAUGAUAACAAAACAUAAUCGUGCACUUUUUUGUGUUGAAUCUGAAGUUAAUUGUGCGUCACAGCAUCUUAACAGUGACGGCCGAUGGUGUCUGAUUUAAUUCCUCAGCGCACGACUUCUGGCCCCAGUAUAAACAAAACCCUCUUCCAGUUGUGAUUUUAAAGAAUAAACUACGAGUGGAGAUGUAGUAGAACUAGUAUCACAGAUGCAUGAUGGGAUGUUGAAGCUCCUCAUAUACCCGGAGAGGAUGGGCUUUUAUUCCCUGCUUUCCAAACCAUGUUGUUCCAAUGUGUUCUUAUGGAGUUCUUAGUUAAUUAACUUAAAAAGAGUUUGUGUCAUUAUUUAUUGUUGCUUGUCACCAUUUGAGUUCAAACUCCAUUGCAGUGCUGACGUGCUUUUUUCAACUGUUAGAGAUUUGAAGGACAUUAAAUUAUUUAAAUCGCUCACUUUGAAGUCUGUGACCUUUGAUGUUUCACGCUGCCGCGGCUCUUUAGCGCUCGCUGCCGCGGCCUCAGUGUUGUGGUCUGUUUAAAGGACGUCAGUGAAAUAGAUCUUAAACACGGCGUCAGAAAGAAGCGAUGGGAUGUUUGCACAGUGAUCGUCUGCUGCGUGUUUAGAAGCUUCACUCCACCGCGUCGGGAUGGAAACACCGAGGCUCUGCCAAGUUCUCGUCGGAGGAGGAACAGUUAUCUUCACUCGUUGUGGAGAAGCAGCCGACAGCCGGACCUCAUCCUCCGUCCUAUGAGUGACAGAAUAUAGAUGUGUGUGUGUUUUAAAUGUUGCUUGUGGUCUCUCAUAUUCAAACAUUUCAAGCAUUUGAAUCAAUAAAAAUGAGAAAAAGCAGUAAAUCAGAUGAAUAUUAAGAAAACACCAGAUAGGAGCAGUGACUCAAUGGCUCUGAGUUGUAAUCUGUGUUUUCAAAUGUUACAGGAAAUGACAUCAAAGCAAAAGCGUAUCCGAGUGACAUGUGACUAAGGAUAUUGGUGCUCGCAGUUUCCUGUUUGUUCUGUGGACUUGGAAGUGAAGUGCUUCGAGUUAUAUGUGCUGCUUUAAAAACAGGAAGGCCCAGACUUCCAGUUUCUUUUGAAAUCAGUCACUGAAGGGAGAUGUGAGAUUUUCUCUGGUAUGAAACACUGUUUAACAGAAUGUUGUGUUUUUCUCUACAGCCGUUCAAAUAUAAAUAAAUGGAAUGGUUAGUUCAUGAGUGAGAAAACUUGAGAAGAUGUUGAAAUUCUCACUUUUUUAUCGGAUUCAAAGAGAAAGUUCUGUCUCACAAAUCCUCUUGUUGGCUUCACACGUGGCCUUUGUACCUUUAAGGGCUCAAGGAAGUGGAUUAUGGAAUAUGAUGUAAUUUGGAAACUCUGCUGACAGAGGAAAAAUGAAAAUCUGUAUAAACCCCCAAUCACGCAAUGCUGACGUCUGUCUGUGAAACUUGUUAGGGAACUGAGACAGUUCAGGUUCCUGCAUCAUAACUUUGUCAGGAGCCCUGUUCAUCUAAACCUUAUUCAUUCUACUGAGAAGGACCCCCCCUCCUCCACCAGGCAGGUUCUGACCCGGGUGCAUGGUGUGAAUUAGGAAGCUGAAGGCAGUUCGGACACGAGCAUCCCUGAGAGGCAGUGCUGGAACAUCAUCUAUUUUUGUUCCUGAAAUAAAUGAUAAUAGUAAGAAAUA
Molecule: messenger RNA, 3194 nt
Organism: Platichthys flesus (European flounder)
Lineage: Eukaryota; Metazoa; Chordata; Actinopteri; Pleuronectiformes; Pleuronectidae
Product: regulator of G-protein signaling 13-like
Exons: 5
Coding region: 121-678 (185 amino acids)
Source: RefSeq, a predicted model, not a curated record